Messenger RNA from Cataglyphis hispanica, 485 nucleotides. RefSeq names its product 40S ribosomal protein S12 (gene RpS12). NCBI's taxonomy places the organism in Eukaryota, Metazoa, Arthropoda, Insecta, Hymenoptera, Formicidae. The transcript is spliced from 4 exons. Gene Ontology annotation, cellular component: cytosolic small ribosomal subunit; ribosome. Bases 21 to 446 code for a protein of 141 amino acids. Gene Ontology annotation, biological process: translation. The record is from RefSeq and is a predicted model, not a curated record. Gene Ontology annotation, molecular function: structural constituent of ribosome.
GUUCUCGGCUUCCUUAAAACAUGUCUGACGUAGAAAAUGAUGAUGUGCCAUCUGCGAUGGCAGCGGGCGGCAGUAUGGAUGUUAAUACUGCAUUACAAGAAGUUUUGAAAAACUCCCUCAUUCAUGAUGGUGUUGUACAUGGUCUUCAUGAAGCUGCCAAAGCUUUAGACAAAAGACAAGCCAUGCUUUGCAUUUUGGCAGACAAUUGUGACGAACCAAUGUACAAGAAAUUAGUUCAAGCAUUAUGUAAUGAGCAUCAAAUUCCACUAAUAAAGGUAGAUAAUAACAAAAAGUUAGGAGAAUGGGCUGGCUUAUGUAAAAUUGACAGCGCAGGCAAAGCACGUAAAGUAGUUGGCUGCUCAUGUGUCGUCAUAAAGGAUUUUGGGGAAGAUACACCUGCCAAGGAUGUUCUAAUGGAAUACCUUAAACAAAGCGCUGUACAUUAAACAUUUUUUAAUAAAAUAUUUGACAUAAAUUAAUACAAA